Molecule: messenger RNA, 1393 nt
Organism: Serpula lacrymans var. lacrymans S7.9
Lineage: Eukaryota; Fungi; Basidiomycota; Agaricomycetes; Boletales; Serpulaceae
Exons: 17
Coding region: 195-1187 (330 amino acids)
Biological process (GO): proteolysis
Molecular function (GO): cysteine-type endopeptidase activity
Source: RefSeq, a predicted model, not a curated record
UGCCAGCACCAUCACCAUACGUGCCCCGUCCACGUAGCUCGUCUGUAAAUUUACCCCGCGCUUCGCCUCGUAUUGCACCUUCGAGCGGAUCUCGCCCACCUUCCAAUAGUCUGAGAGGGCCACGUCAACCUACGCAGAGGGUCCCUUCACGAGGUUCUCAACCCUUUCCGGGCGCUCUUCCUCCGUCUGUUAGUAUGCCCCGAGCGCCUGUCGCUUACCAACAGACGCCUUCACGCAGUCACCAUCAAACACCCUCGCGAAGUCACCACCAAACGUUACGCCAGAAGCCACCGCCACUGCAGCAGAGUACACAGCAUAAUCAGGCGCCUUACCGCCGGCCGGCUCCUCGUCCCCCUGUAAGCACGCAGCCGCAGAAGUAUCUCCAGCGGCCCGGCUCCCAACUUUCGAAUUGCACAGGCAAGAAGAAGGCUCUUUGUAUUGGUAUUAAUUAUAAAGGGCAAGCUCGCCCUCUAAGAGGAUGUAUAAAUGAUGUAAAGAACGUUAAGAUUUUCCUGACUCGUUAUUGGGGAUACAGAGAUGGGGAUAUUGUCAUGCUUAUCGAUGAUACGGAGAACCCACGCCAGAUGCCGACUAGACAGAACAUUCUUGACGGCAUGGCAUGGCUUGUGAAAGGUGCCAAGCCCCACGAUUCCCUGUUCUUUCAUUAUUCGGGUCAUGGAGGACAGACCCCUGAUAAAGAUGGCGAUGAAGUUGAUGGAUAUGACCAAGUGAUAUACCCCGUUGACCACAAGAGGGCCGGAUUUAUUCUUGACGACGAAAUGCAUAGGAUUAUGGUUAAAUCUCUUCCACCACAUUGCCGUUUGACGGCCGUUUUCGAUUCAUGUCAUUCAGGGACUGCUCUUGAUUUGCCCUAUAUUUAUCAUUCCAAUGGUCGACUGAAAGGUAGCCAUGUCACGAGUCAGGCACGAGCCUACAAGUCGACUCAAGCGGAUGUUGUAAGUUGGUGUGGAUGUCGCGACGACCAGACAAGCGCGGAUACGUUCCAGGGAGGUGUGGCUGUUGGUGCAAUGAGCUAUGCGUUUGCGACAUCACUGAGCCGGAAUCCGAACCAGAGUUAUCAGGAGCUGUUGAGAUCUAUCAGAGAGAUUUUGAAGAGUCGCUAUAGCCAGAAACCCCAGUUAUCUAGUUCUCAUCCUAUCGACACUAACCUUCGUUUCAUACUAUGAUACCGACUUAAAUCGCCACUCAUUGGAACCCUUUAACUUGCUCACAAUGCACAAUAGCACCUACACUCCUUGCUUUGUUACGACUAAAUAGUUUACUACUGGACCCCUUACUUACCUACUUACUACUGUUAUAUAUACUGAUCUAGUGUACGAUUCUUAGUAUUGAUCGGACCUUGAUGUUGUUGUAUGGAGUGUUGUUGAUGUUU